AUGUCAUUUACAGAGAAUGAUGAUAAUGUGCCUCUUUAUUACCUUGUUGGUAAAACUGAUUCAUCAGACGAAGAAGACAGUGAUCAAGACUUAGUCCCUCUUGCCUUUCUAAACAGUAUCAAAUUAAAAUCUGCAGCAGAAAAAUAUAAGGAAAAGAAUGCUAACGAUGACGAUGAUAAUGUGCCUUUAUCUCAAGCGUGUCGUGUAAAAUAA
This is a messenger RNA of Rhizopus microsporus ATCC 52813, 213 nucleotides long. RefSeq lists its product as uncharacterized. The transcript is spliced from 2 exons. The record is from RefSeq and is a predicted model, not a curated record. Bases 1 to 213 code for a protein of 70 amino acids. NCBI's taxonomy places the organism in Eukaryota, Fungi, Mucoromycota, Mucoromycetes, Mucorales, Rhizopodaceae.